Messenger RNA from Xiphophorus maculatus (southern platyfish), 1318 nucleotides. RefSeq names its product claudin-4-like. The transcript has 3 exons. Gene Ontology annotation, cellular component: plasma membrane; bicellular tight junction. The record is from RefSeq and is a predicted model, not a curated record. Bases 73 to 639 code for a protein of 188 amino acids. Gene Ontology annotation, biological process: cell adhesion; bicellular tight junction assembly. Lineage: Eukaryota; Metazoa; Chordata; Actinopteri; Cyprinodontiformes; Poeciliidae. Gene Ontology annotation, molecular function: structural molecule activity.
CACAUACAGCACCAUCUCACAUAGUUGCUUAAAGUCACAACUAACAGAAACCCCUGCAGAACGUGGGAAAGAAUGGCAUCAAAAACAGUUCAGACGGUAUUUGUGGUUCUCGGCGCCAUCGGGCUGAUUCUGGUCAUUACCUGCUGCGCCCUCCCUGAAUGGGCCGUAGGACAUUAUGAUUAUAUGGAAGCUCAUGCAGGUCUGUGGAAGAUAUGUGUGAAGCAGAGAACUGGACUGCAGGUGUGCAGACCGUUUGAGAGCAUCGCUGUCGAGGUCCCACUGCUUCAUGCCUCCCGGGCUUUGAUCGUCAUCAGCUGCAUCCUCGGUAUUCUCAGCCUCCUCCUCCUGUUCUUUGGUUCUGACUUCACCCCAUGUGUUCAGAACCAAGAUACCAAGACCAAAAUGAUCCUGGCUGCCGGAUUGGGCCUGAUGCUGACUGGCCUGCUGGUGAUCAUCCCGGUCAACUGGGAGGCCAAUGCACCAGUGUGGGUGUGGGAAGUGAGGAUGGGAGCGUGCAUCUAUAUCGGCUAUCUAACUGGUUUGAUGUUGAUACCGACUGGAGUUCUGCUUUGCUGUUUCGGCAGACCCGGAUCCAGCAGCCUUGGAGAAAUAGUCAGCUGCUUAAGCAACAGAGUUUAAGCUAAUUAAUUUAGAGUUUUUAUGGAAGGCACUGCUGUUCAAUAGACAGGUAGACAAGGGAGUUGAUUUGGUAAAAACUGGGAAGACGAUGUGAAAUUAUCACUUUCAUACUUCUACCAUUCAAUGCUGGAAGGCAUGAACUCUGUAAGACAUGUGACUUUUAUUUCCAGAGUUUUUCUGAAAAUGUCACUUAAAUCCUGACUUCACAAAGAUCCCAAGCAGAAAAAUGCUUUGCUUAUUAAACCCAUUUUGUUUUUUUCAUGCUUUCUUAAUUCCAGUUUAAAAAACUGUCAACAUAAUUACUAACCAGAUUUGCUUCAGCCAACAAUUUCAUGAUGUUUCUCAGUUUUCCGCUUUAUUUUCUAUUGACAAAACAACUAUUUCUGUUUUGUAUCAUAAUCACAAUAGAUCUUAUCUUUGGUCAAAUUCAGACGUGUUUGAAAAAAUAAAUAAGAUGUAUCAAAAAUUCCAUUUCAUAGAAUAGGCUUUUUUUGUUUUGUUUUUUACACAAAAAUAUAAAACAAAUUUAAGCUACAUACAGAAAACUUUACUUCGGCUAUUUUAUUCAUCUCUGACUCAUAUGCAAAAGAAUAUUGAUUUACACAAUUAUGCAAACCCUUCAAGUAAAGUGUUACCAUCUGACUUUAUUUUAUCUUAUAUUUCAGCUUUUGUGUGUGUA